This is a messenger RNA of Sciurus carolinensis (gray squirrel), 717 nucleotides long. Its product is annotated as polyubiquitin-C-like. NCBI's taxonomy places the organism in Eukaryota, Metazoa, Chordata, Mammalia, Rodentia, Sciuridae. The record is from RefSeq and is a predicted model, not a curated record. Gene Ontology annotation, cellular component: nucleus; cytoplasm. Gene Ontology annotation, biological process: modification-dependent protein catabolic process; protein ubiquitination. The transcript is spliced from 5 exons. Gene Ontology annotation, molecular function: ubiquitin protein ligase binding; protein tag activity. The coding region runs from base 1 to 717 and encodes 238 amino acids.
AUGGAAGAUAGCACACUAUUUUACUACAUCAAGGAGUCCACCCUGUACCUGGUGCUAUGCCUCAGAAGUGGGAUACAGAACUUCAUGAAGACCCUCUCUGGCUUGACCAUCAUCCUGGUGGUGGAGUCCAGGAACACCACUGAGAAUGGCAAGGAAAAUAUCCCAGUCAAGAAUCACAUAUUUCUUGAUCAGCAGAGGGUGAUCUUUGCUGAUCUGGAAGAGUGUAGCCUGUCAGAUUUCAAAAUCCAGGAGGCCACCCUGGACCUGGUGCUGCAUCUCAGAUGUGGGAUGCAGAUCUUCAUGAAGACCCUAACUGGCACAAGCAUCGCCCUGGAGGUGGAGCCUGGUGACAUCAUGGAGAAUGUCAAGAUCUUCAUGAGGACUCUUACCAGUAGGACCAUCAAGCUGAAGAUGGAGCCCAUUGACACCUUUGAGAAUGUCAAUAUCUUCAUGAAGAACCUGACUGACAUGACCAUCACCCUGGCGGUGGAGUCCAGGAACACCACUGAGAAUGCUGGUGGUGCAACCAGAGGUGGGAUGCAGAUCUUCAUGAAGACCCUGACAGGCACGACCAUCACUCUGGAGGUGGACCUCAGUGACAUUAUUGAGAAUAUCAAGGCAAAUAUCCAAGACAAAGAAGGCAUUCUUCCUACCACCAGAGGUUGUUCUAGCAAGGAGCAAGAAGACAGCACCCUGUCUUACUCCAACAUCUCAUAA